Molecule: messenger RNA, 1237 nt
Organism: Thalassophryne amazonica
Lineage: Eukaryota; Metazoa; Chordata; Actinopteri; Batrachoidiformes; Batrachoididae
Gene: cfl2
Product: cofilin 2 (muscle)
Exons: 4
Coding region: 147-638 (163 amino acids)
Biological process (GO): cell motility; actin filament severing; actin filament fragmentation
Cellular component (GO): actin cytoskeleton; cytoplasm; actin cortical patch
Molecular function (GO): actin filament binding
Source: RefSeq, a predicted model, not a curated record
CUUUAACCGGACUGGCUCCGCCCCCCUCGCCCUCUAUAUAAGUGGUGCUUUCAGGGACUGUCGCUCAGUUGGCCAUCUUAUCAUCAAACCCGUGACGAUCUCCACCUCGACAGUGUAACUGCGCGGCACCGCUUCGGGACUAAAACAUGGCGUCGGGUGUGACAGUGGACGACGCUGUUCUCACGAUUUUCAAUGACAUGAAGCUGAAGAGGCCAGUUGAUGUGGAUGGCAAGAAAAAGAAACUGAAGGCAGUGAUAUUUUGUAUGAGUGAUGACAACAAGAAGAUCGUUGUGGAAGAAGGACAGCAGAUCUACGAUGACGAUGUGGACUCAUUCAAGACCCUAAAGGAUAGACUUCCCAAGAAAAGUUGCAGAUACUGUUUAUUCGACUUCACGUAUACCACCAAAGAAUCCAAGAAGGAGGAAAUGGCCUUUUUCACAUGGGCUCCAGAUUGCUGUAGCAUAAAGGACAAGAUGCUUUAUGCCAGCUCUCAAGAUGCCAUCAAAAAGAAAUUUUCAGGUCUCAAACACGGGUGGCAGUUUAACGACAGUGCAGACAUGGAGUGCGAGUGUGUGGCUGAGAAAUUUGGAAGUGAUGUGAUCUCCCUGGAGGGCCACACGAUCUGUGGCCACCCCUAAGAGCAGCAGCAAUCCUUCUGAAGAGGAAGCGGGCUGAGUCAGAGCUGAUGAGUGCCAUCGAAAACCACAUUACUCUUAAAAUAUUGCCGCCUUAGUUAAGUGCUCCCUGUGUCCAAGUUCUUCAGGACUUGGUGUCUCUAAUAUUUUUAUCCUAACGUGGAGAUCUCAUUUGGCUUUGCAUGUUAUUUUUCUUAUGACUUAUUUGCCAUGUCAAACUUUUUAAGUUUUCAAGAAACAAAGGCUAAUCACAGACUAUACAUUUGGAGAAAGGACCCCCCCACCCCGCUGCACUUACUUUAGUUACACACUAAAAAUUGAAGCUAACUGAAAACGAUCCUGACUUGUAAGUAAUUUUCUGAGUGGUUUCUGGUCAUUAAUGUAGACUGAGCGCACCACCUCCCUCAGUCUGGUUGUUGCCCUUCUUUCUUUUUCAAUAGAAUUGUUACACCGGGUUUGGUGCAGAAACAUAAAACUCAUUUGGAACACCCCCCCCCCACCAAGCAGUAAAAUGACAAACAUGAUAUCUGGAGCCUUUACAGUGCAACUUUGUAUCUGAGAUCACAGCAAGCCACUUUGCAAUAAAAGUCAGAAAAAUCUGA